Messenger RNA from Corticium candelabrum, 1911 nucleotides. RefSeq lists its product as uncharacterized. The record is from RefSeq and is a predicted model, not a curated record. NCBI's taxonomy places the organism in Eukaryota, Metazoa, Porifera, Homoscleromorpha, Homosclerophorida, Plakinidae. The transcript has a single exon. Gene Ontology annotation, molecular function: protein binding. Bases 11 to 1726 code for a protein of 571 amino acids.
ACGUGAGAUUAUGGGUAUCGUUGCUUUUUGUGGGGUCGGUCUUCCAAUUCCCAUGCAAUUAUUUUCUCUCGGUUCAAAGGGUUUGCACGAGCGAUACUCUUUGAGGAAAUUGUUUGAAGCGCCGAAGGAAGGAGGUGUGCGGCAAAAGGGGGACAGCCUGCACGUACCGGUGUCUAUUGGGGUGCCUUUGUCUAAGCUGGAACAAUAUCACUUGGUUAAUGUAGACACUGAAAAUGAUGCUUUUUCUGUUCAUCCGCUAAUUCAGCACUUGCUAUUUUGCCGUCAAGAGGAAAAGGAUAGAUUGGAAUCUAUUGGUGCUCUCAGCACUAUGUUGAGCAAAGUCUUGGAGGGAUCUCCUUUAGACCGGUGGCAGCUGUAUAGCAAACUGUUUCCUCACGUAAUGAAAUGCUACCGACGUAUGAACGAUAUGACUGUGUAUGAUAUCAACUUUUUGUUACAAAGUGGAAAGAGGCUCGCACUGGUUGGUCAUUUUCAGGAAUCGAUUAAGCUUUUAGAAGACUGUUUAAGCAAAAUUAGGCAGAAUGUUAGAGAACAUAAGACUAUGAAUGAAGGCGAGACUUUGCUAGAGCUGGGAUCGGCCAAGAGGAGACUAGGAAAGUUUAGUGAAGCAACCGAAUGCACUCGUCUGGCUCUAGAAAUAUGGCGAAGACUUCCCAGCUCCCCUCGCGUUUCUAACCUUCAAGCAAGAACUAAGGAAGUUGUAGCAGAAAUACACUUAGAUUUGAACGAAUUUCAGCAAGCUGAAAAUUUGUUGAAAGAAGUGGAACCAUUGAUUGUUAGUCGUGGAGACGUGACAGAAAGCAAUGACAUGUCAGACAUUUUUGAGCAAGCAUCUUGCUUUGGAAACUUGGGACGUGCCUGUUUCGGACAAGGCAAGUACGACGAGGCUAUAGAAAUGUUUCAAAAAGCGGAGAGUGUUUUACAAAAAGCUAACUACUUUCGAUUUCAUCUCUACAAAGCUCAUCGUCUAGUGGCAACGGCUCGUAAGGCAAUGGAGAUGCAUUACAUGGAUGUGUACCACCGCACUUUCAAGCAGUGCAUUCGCGUACGGAAAGAGAUUGAAAAGCACUACAAUGCAAGACAUCGUUAUUACGCCUGGUUUUGCCGAGAAAUUUCAACCCUGCGACUUAAAGAAGCCGAAAACAUUAAAGCAGCUGAUGAUAAAUUGCGUAAAAUGAAGUUAGCUUUAAAACUGUGUCAAACAAGCUUACAGUGUCACUUGGAUUUGUAUAAGGAAAAGCAUCAAAAAGUUGCCAAAGCCGCAGAAGUAGCUGCGCGCGUGUGUCUUGAAUACUCUCAAUGUGAUGUGACAAGUGACAAGGUCAUCGAGUUUCGAAUAGUUACUGUCAGGUGCCUGCAGCUUGCUAUAAGAAUAUGGAAAGAUACACAUAAUGAGAUGAAACAGAACUCAUCGACGGUCGUCGAGCGAAAGAUAGCAGAGCUACAAGCAUUGGAGGCUGAGACGCGUGAUCCAAGUGGCAAUCUAAACGUGCGGUUACUGACACUAGAACGUAGCAGAACGAAAGACGAGGGACACGACACGCUUUAUAUGGCUGACAAUGCAGUUCAAGCUCUGAACUUUCUGACUAGGGAAGAUGGAUCUAACUAUGGUUCUACAAAUCUGACAGCCGUGCAUGUUGUAGGUUUACUCUAUUUAAUUGCUGUUGUUACUAUGCUCAUAGUAAGUCGUGCUACUAAUGUUUGAGUUUUAGUAAAACCUCCAUGGAACUAAAACAUUGACAAGAAGCGUUAUUUCUUGUAUUUGAGGAGUAGCAAGAGCAGUUAGAGACAACGUUUUAAGUUCUUGUAUAUUAAGUAAAUUGCUAUUCAGUACUUGGUCAAUUAUGCUGAUAGGGUUAAGUUUUGCAGUAAGGACAAUCUAUAUAAGCU